Parastagonospora nodorum SN15 is the source of this 489-nucleotide messenger RNA. RefSeq lists its product as hypothetical. The transcript is spliced from 2 exons. Lineage: Eukaryota; Fungi; Ascomycota; Dothideomycetes; Pleosporales; Phaeosphaeriaceae. The record is from RefSeq and is a predicted model, not a curated record. Bases 1 to 489 code for a protein of 162 amino acids.
AUGUUCCCCGAGACAUACGGUAGGACUCUUGAAGAGCUCGCUUUCCUGUUCGAAGACCGGUCUCUCGCCGACGAAGCGACAAAACAGGUGGAGAAGCAAAUGGAAUGGUCCUCGGAGCACAGGUGGUCACGUCUUGACAACAGCAUGAGCUGGGACAUGGAUGUUAUGAUGCCGAACAAAUCCGACGUACAAACCGACGACGAAUGCAGAGGGAUUGGUGGCGGAGACAGGAUCAGAAGCGACAGUACUGGACGAGAGAUUCAGCCCGUCAGGGCUAAACCCAGGCAGGCGAUUCGCGGCGAAGGCGGCAGCUGGCGACAAAACCAGGGCAGCAGAAUCUCAUGUCGUGUGUACCGCCUCAACAAGCCCUUUCGUCGCGAACGCAAGUGGGAUUAUGUGUGGAUUGACGCCGCCGGUCUGCCCAUGGACGAUAGCGCGCAGAAAGUCGCAGCAUGGAAUGAGGUCAUGGUUGACAUCGAUACGGCCUAA